This is a messenger RNA of Acanthochromis polyacanthus (spiny chromis), 3463 nucleotides long. RefSeq names its product cryptochrome-1-like. Gene Ontology annotation, biological process: entrainment of circadian clock by photoperiod; negative regulation of DNA-templated transcription; circadian regulation of gene expression. The transcript is spliced from 14 exons. Bases 780 to 2669 code for a protein of 629 amino acids. Gene Ontology annotation, cellular component: nucleus; cytoplasm. Gene Ontology annotation, molecular function: DNA binding; FAD binding. Lineage: Eukaryota; Metazoa; Chordata; Actinopteri; Pomacentridae. The record is from RefSeq and is a predicted model, not a curated record.
GUACGUCAGCGGGAGGCGGAGUCACGACCCUAGGUGCGGCGAGUAGCAACGGCAGUUAUUCGUGGACGUUUAAGGAAAAUUCUCCCGUUUAGCCACUCAAAACAUCUGCUCGGCGGUCAGGGAGACCUGUCAGACGGAUCAGAGAAGCGGUUAUCACAGCUGAGUAUCCGUCCGGUUCGCGUUCGGGUGACGAAUUUGACGGUUUUGCGGCCAGAAAUUGUAUUUACAUAAUCAGCUUUGCCCGGUAUUCGCAGCGGGUUACCGCCGGUCCUGCCACCGUGUCUUGGUCGUUUAUCAGCAGCGGCUGUUUAACGUUAGAGGCCGGUGAAUUAACACAUUAUUGGGAUAAAUUUUGUGUGUAAAAGAGCGAGAGCGGAUAACAGUGUGUGUGUGUUUUUUACAUGCAUUUUUCAUCAUUCAGAAAAACAAGUUAUACAACCAGCCAGGCUGCUGCUUCGUGGUCAUCCAAGUCCUAAAGCCCGCCGAGUUCGCCGCCGCACUGUCGGAGAGCGCGCGCCGUCUCGUGCCCAAAUGAUUCAGCAUCCGUGCGUUUCUGAGUUUUUCGACACAAUGGAAAAGGUUCUGUUAGAGCAAGGUUAACCAGAGCGGAACCGAAACACAGCAACACAGAGACUUUUAUUCACAUAUUUGGACUUUUCUUCUUCUUCUCCUUCUUGGGCUUCAUUUAGAAUAAACUGUGGGAAUAAAAGAGGAGUGAGCACCAGAAAAGACUGCCGAUACUAUUCAAAAAGUUUAAAAAGGACUCGUCCAGUUGAGUAAUGGUCAUUAAUACGAUCCACUGGUUCAGGAAGGGCUUGCGGCUCCACGACAACCCGUCGCUCAAGGAAUCUCUGCUGGGAGCAGACACCGUCCGCUGCGUCUACAUCCUCGACCCCUGGUUCGCAGGAUCGUCCAACGUCGGGAUCAACAGGUGGAGGUUCUUACUGCAGAGUCUUGAGGACUUGGACUCCAGCCUCCGUAAGCUCAACUCUCGUCUCUUUGUGAUACGAGGCCAACCCACUGAUGUCUUUCCCAGGCUCUUCAAGGAAUGGAAGAUUAGUCGUCUGUCUUACGAGUACGACUCCGAGCCCUUUGGGAAAGAGCGAGAUGCAGCAAUUAAGAAGCUGGCCUCUGAGGCUGGAGUGGAGGUGACAGUUCGCAUCUCCCACACACUCUAUGACCUGGACAAGAUCAUAGAGCUGAAUGGAGGCCAGUCUCCCCUCACCUACAAGCGGUUCCAGACUCUCAUCAGUCGCAUGGAUGCAGUGGAGGUUCCUGCAGAGUCCAUCACAGCUGAGAUCAUGGGGAAAUGCACUACGCCGCUGUCUGAGGACCACGAUGACAAGUUUGGGGUUCCUUCCCUGGAGGAACUUGGUUUUGAUACUGAAGGUCUGUCCUCAGCUGUGUGGCCGGGAGGAGAGACUGAAGCCCUCACCAGACUAGAGAGGCAUUUGGAGAGGAAGGCGUGGGUGGCCAACUUUGAGCGUCCCAGAAUGAACGCCAACUCGCUGCUCGCCAGUCCGACCGGCCUCAGCCCCUACCUGCGCUUUGGCUGCCUCUCCUGUCGCCUCUUCUACUUCAAACUCACCGACCUCUACAGGAAGGUGAAGAAGAACAGCUCCCCUCCUCUGUCGCUCUACGGUCAGCUGCUUUGGCGUGAGUUCUUCUACACGGCGGCCACCAACAACCCCUGCUUCGACAAGAUGGAGAGCAACCCCAUUUGCGUGCAGAUCCCCUGGGACCGCAACCCCGAGGCGCUGGCCAAGUGGGCGGAGGGCCGGACCGGCUUCCCCUGGAUCGACGCCAUCAUGACCCAGCUGAGGCAGGAGGGCUGGAUCCACCACCUGGCCCGACACGCCGUCGCCUGCUUCCUGACCAGAGGAGACCUGUGGAUCAGCUGGGAGGAGGGCAUGAAGGUGUUUGAGGAGCUGCUGCUGGAUGCAGACUGGAGUGUGAAUGCAGGCAGCUGGAUGUGGCUCUCCUGCAGCUCUUUCUUCCAGCAGUUCUUCCACUGCUACUGCCCCGUGGGUUUUGGCCGACGCACAGACCCCAAUGGCGAUUACAUACGGCGCUACCUGCCCAUUCUGAGGGGAUUUCCAGCCAAGUAUAUUUAUGAUCCCUGGAACGCUCCGGAGGCCGUGCAGAAGGCAGCAAAAUGUAUCAUUGGAAUGCAUUAUCCAAAGCCCAUGGUGCACCAUGCAGAGGCCAGCCGCCUCAACAUCGAGCGGAUGAAGCAGAUCUACCAGCAGCUCUCCUGCUACAGGGGUCUGGGCCUUUUGGCUACAGUUCCAUCCAACUCCAAUGGAAACGGUAAUGGCACCAAUGAGAUGUCGUCAGACGUGAUGGGAUUCCCUGUUGAGGCUUCACACGACGCUGCAGCUCCAUCAGUCUAUCAGAUGCCGGUUCACUCCCAGGGAGACUGGCAGAGUGGCGUCAUGAUGUACCUGCAGGGGGAUCCACAGUCCAGCAUCAGGACACACCAGCAGGUUCCAGGUUACUCAGCCGGUUCCAGCAUGAUGUGUUACACUCAGAACACCCAGCAGAUUCCUGGUGCUGCAAUUCAGAAAGGGCCGGAGCACCACCCCUCCACUCAGACCAGUGGCAAACGGCACAACGAGGACUCUGGGAACGGCAAAAGCUCUAAAGUCCAGAGACAGAGCAACCACUAAAGAGGUGUUCCUACAGACAUACCGUCACCCAUAUCACGUACACGACCAAAACAAAACGGACACUAAGACUCUCUAAGAAAUUUUGUUACAGCACUACGAUUUGCAUGAACACACCCCCAGGACGAAGCAUCCCAACCCGUCACUAAACGCAUCCACACGGACCGUCUGCUGUGGUGUGGACGACACGGCCGAAGAAGAGGCUGCUGCACCGCGCUCACGCCUGGGUUCAUAUUUACUGGGGACUAAAGCCCUUGUGUAUAUAAUGAAAUUUGCUAAUUGCAGCUCACAUACAACUUGUACAUAUUUGGAUAUUGUAUGUGUGUUUUCUCUCUUUGUGUAGCCAUAGACCCAUUGAUAUAUUUUUGAUAAGAGAAAUCAUUGUGGAUGGGAUCGUUCUUUUGGACAAAUUUUCAAUAAAAAACCAAAAGCAUUUAUAGACCGUCGGUUCAGACUAAUCAAAACGGUGAGAAAAGCUUGUAUCUCCGCUGCACUCAUUUACUCCCCAGAUUGUUUUCGUCGAGCCGUCCAGUGUAUAUAUCAACUGAAGUGUUUUGAUCUAUCUCAGUACUAGUGGACUUGUUUCAUUCCUUCCCACUAUAGAUGCAAUGUCACUAUAUCAUCUUUCCGCCCUUGUCGAUGGUUAUUGAGGAAAAAGGGGAGAGGAAAGCGGAGUCUUCAUGUCUUUAUGGUGCCCUUGUAUAAUCCCAAAUAAAUGUACCACUGGAGAGAACCGCUUCACCUGCUUCUUGUUCCUUCUCAAUGUGCUUGUUUUAAUUAAAACUGGGUUAAAUAUA